CUGAGCAGUGUCUAUGACUACACACACAGCCCAGAAAGAGAACGUUCCAAAACAGCAAAGCGCCAGCAGCUCACACAUCCUGAGGAAACAACAGUCUCUAACUGGAAAAUAAAGCCAAGUCGAGGGCUCUGCUCGCUGUGAUAACCAGCGGCCCACUCUGUGGCUGAGGUAGAGCACCUCCCCUGUCCUCUCCCCCCCCAAGUCAGUCUUCAGCCUCCUAACCUCCAGUCGCAUCAGCCCAGGACAGCCACCACCGAUGUGGGAGCUCCAGCAGCCCUCAGUCAGGAUGGUCACCCAACUACUACUGCUAACCUCUGUACUCCUCUCCACCUGCCAAGUGGCGGAAUCGCAGGCGCUGUUCACAAUCCGAAGUGUCGAGCCCAGCAACGCCGUCUCCCAAGGUACCAACGUGACGGUACGCUGCCAGGCCUUAGUCAGCAGCUCUGGGUUCCUGAACCGUGAAUACACCAUCUACAAGGACAACACCGUGGUGUACACGAAGAGUACCACCACCACAGAGGACCUCCUCUACUCUCUGCGUAUGGCCAGAGUGGCCAACACUGGGAAGUACGAAUGCAAGGUGAACAUACAGGGCAAGGAGCCAAGCACCAACUCUGAAAAACUGACUGUGACAGGCCUGCAGACGCCAGUCCUCAGCGUCGACAAGCGUGUGUUCAGCGAGGGAGAGGAGGUGACCGUUUGGUGUAAGGCCCCCGAGGAGUCCGGCGCUAUCGUCUUCUACUUCUACAAGGACUCCAAGGACCUUUGAGGAGAAGGUCAAAGUCAACCAUGUGGAGACUAGGCUGUGAUUCAAAAACGCUUGCGUCCAAAAGCUACACUGUGACUAGAGGGUCAUACUGCUGCCAGGCUCGGUCCCGUCCCCUGCCAGCAACAAUGUGGUGGUCACUGUAAAAGAGCUGCAUCACACCUGUAAUCUCUGUCCAACCACACGGAUCAAUGAUCAUCGAAGGGGAAAAUCUGGACAUCUGCAGUGUCAUUGGUAACAGCUCCGGGCUCAAAGUCUACCUGAGCAAGGAAGGGACUGAUUCUGCUGAGUACUGGUCAAAGUAAAGCCAACCACAGCAUGAGAGCCCUGGCCGAGCACUCUGGGGAGUUUGAGUCCAGUUUGGAGAUGGGAAAUGUUGUCAAGCAAGCAAUGGAAAACGUGAACGAUUACAGAACUGUUUUCCCAGCCAGUUCUGACCAUGUAUCCGACAGAGGUGUUGUAAAGCAGACGCCAGGAUGAUCUCCAAGUACAGUGCAACGCUACCUGUCCAAGCAAAAGGUACUACUACAGCCCAUAAGGCUUUUAUGUGUGACCCAAAGUAAGUCAAUCUCGCUUGUCUUUGAAUAAAUUCAUUUAGUUAAUCACCAGCAGCAUAACACUCCACAUCCCACUGCUG
Messenger RNA from Salvelinus sp. IW2-2015, 1403 nucleotides. Its product is annotated as platelet endothelial cell adhesion molecule-like. The record is from RefSeq and is a predicted model, not a curated record. Lineage: Eukaryota; Metazoa; Chordata; Actinopteri; Salmoniformes; Salmonidae. Gene Ontology annotation, cellular component: plasma membrane. Gene Ontology annotation, biological process: cell surface receptor signaling pathway. Gene Ontology annotation, molecular function: transmembrane signaling receptor activity.